GGCAAAUCUCUGUUAAUUACCUGCUGGGGCUCAGGUUGCACAUGUGAAUGCACCCUUACCAAGCAACCUCUUUUUACCCUAAAUACUCAAAAAGUCCAUCUUUUAGGUAAAGGACGGAGCUGACCUCCACUGAGAUGACACCGGGGGAAUUACCAUUGUGUCUUAUAAACUGUCACCCACCUGCCUUGCUUUGUGCACUGCCUCCGGGUUGUAACUCCCUGACAUCCUAUCCAGCAUCCCUUUCUUUUUCACUAUCCUGCCCUGAAGUUACCCCAUUCAUGCCCAUGGAUGUGGAGUUAGGAAUAGAGAAUCCUUGGAGCCUUUGAAGAGAGAUGGGGACCUGCAGAAGGGAAGAGGGCUGGGCUCCAAUAGGAAAGAUCAACGGGCAGAGGAGAAGAUACCGUGCAGACAAAGAAAGAAGCAAGCACGGAGGGGUGCAAGGUCCCUAUUGCCUUUCUGAAGCACAUGCCCGACUAUGGCCUUUGUUUGGCAAAGGCCAACUGCUAGUUUAAUUACACCCUCUUCCUCCACAGCACAGCAUGCCAAUCCUGUCCCAAGAAAACCAAACACAUUUCACUUUUACUCCCCAACUGCAUGUAGCUUAGAAUUCAGAUACCGACAACUUCAACACUCUCCUCUCGAUGUCGUGUUUGCAUUCUCCAUCUCUCCUCUCCCCUUCGCUUUGUAUACAAAGUCUUUAUCAGCCACCCUAGCAACUUAAUCUAUGUUGCAUUUCAUUCCAUCAUUUUAAACACUUAUUUCCUUGUUAUACAUUUGUGUUUACCUAAGACUAUAAGUCUUUUGGGACAAGGGCCCUUAUUUGCUUUGUGCUAAAACUAGGCAUUAAUGGUUGCAGAUUGAAUUUACUAAAUCAGUUCAUCUAUAGGUAUUAUAUUAUCAUAUUGAAUGAUUGUCAGCUGGGGUUGCUUUUACCCUGAAGGGGAAUGCGGCAAUUUCUGCAGACAGUUUAAGUUGUUGCAGCUGAGAGACAUGCUGCUGGCAUCUAACGGGCAGAUACUAGAAAUGUUGCUAAGGGCUCUAUGUGGAACAGUUCCCACCAGCAAAGAAUGAUCUGGCCCAGACUGAUAGCGAGACAUCCUUAAAUGCACUGUUAAGUUUCCUAUAGCAUACACUGAAAUAAGCCCUUUAGCCCUAAUGCAGACUCCAAGACCUGCAAGUGGCCUAGUUAUUCUUUAAGAGUUUCUCAAGCUUGUGGGUGCAUUAGCAUCUCCCGGAGAGCUUGUCAAAGCACUAGAGUCUGGAUCUCCUCGCAAGUAUCAGAUUUUGCUUUGUUGGAAGUUCUUGAGCGGUGCUGAUGUUGGCUCCAGACCCUCAUUUUGCGAACAGCUGCUUUAAAGAGCACAGGUAACUAGAGGAUUGAUUCACGCUUUUCCUCCUCAAGGUCAUAGCCACAGUCUGGAGAGGCAACCUUGCUGGACAGCCAGGACUUUCCUGGUCCUGUCUCUCUCCACUCAGUAUCUGCCAGAGUGUCUGUGGCUGGCCAUGCCUUAAUAUACCACACAGACCACAUUCUAGAGAUCAAAUGGUAAUAGCGGGAAAUCUACGCCUCUCUCUGCCCUCUCCCCCUGCAUUACCAGUUACCAUCCAGAGGUCCAGGACCCUGAACAGUAGAUGACAUCUUCCCUCCUACAUCCACGUACCAAUCCUUGAGAGUAUCUGCUCCGAAUCAGGCUUAAAGGAGGAGCCCAGACUCAAGAAUAUUGAGUGUCAGCAAGAAAUCUAUUGAAACAAGUUUGUUACAUCAGUGGUUUUCAAAGUGUGACCCUUGGACCAACAUCACCACCCAUACAAAUUCUUGAUCCUCACCCCAUUAUCUGAAACUGAGAUUGGAAUCUAGUCAUGUGUAACAUGCCCACUGAGUGUUUCUGUUGCUGGCUCAAGAUAUAGACGUACAGGAAAUACCCCCCGCCCCUCAAGAACUCCUGAUGUGGACUGUUUUCCUUUCCUACCUGUGGAUGCUAGCGAUGCCCACAGCAUCAGUACUCUCACAAAGACUUCCCUGUAGGGCCUCUGCGCCCAACAGGAAAGAGCAAGACCACCUCGGUAGAAUCUGCCAUUCGUAUGCAGGGUUUUCUGACUGUCUCUGGUAUGGCAGGGUGCUGGAGGUAGAAAAUACCAGCCCUCAGACACCCAGACCCUGGCGGGAUCGCCUCGGGCUGGGGAAGGAGAUGAUGUGGGCCGGUUUUCUGGGGUACCCGGCUGGCGUCCCGCCCUGCGUUCCUGCGUAAACAGGCGGUUCCCUCGGCAACGCCUGGAACCCACGUCAAGGUUCUACCAGUGCGGGGUGGUGACCGCCCCGUUUCGGCCGAGCCCCACCCACUCCUCGCUGCGGCCGCUUGGGUUCGCUCAGCCCUUCACCCUGCUGCGGGAUGAGCAAAGCUGCGACCUGCGCGGGGUCCCAUGGAGGAGCAGGAGCGGCCCCCCGGCCGCCCGCCCGCGAGCGUGGCCUUACCAGGCAGCGCUCAUUCGGGAGGGGUGGCUUCCACGGUCACCGCGGCCGCGCUGUCGUUCAGCGCCGUCGCCACGGUAACGCUGGGAAACCAGAGUGAUGCGGGCCGGCCCGAGGCGGCGGGGUCUCGGGGACCUGCGCCGCUGCUGUGGCACGGGGCGGCGGUGGCCGCCCAGGCACUCGUGCUCCUGCUCAUCUUCCUGCUGUCUAGCCUGGGCAACUGCGCGGUGAUGGGGGUGAUCGUGAAGCACCGGCAGCUGCGCACGGUCACCAACGCUUUCAUCCUGUCGUUGUCCCUGUCGGACCUGCUCACCGCGCUGCUCUGUCUACCCGCCGCCUUCUUAGACCUGUUCGCGCCUCCCGGAGACUCGGGGCCCUGGCGCAGCUUCUGCGCCGCCAGCCGCUUCUUCAGUUCGUGCUUUGGCAUCGUGUCCACGUUCAGCGUGGCGCUCAUCUCGCUGGACCGUUACUGCGCCAUCGUGCGUCCUCCGCGGGACAAGCUGGGCCGGCGACGCGCUCUGCAGCUGCUGGCCGGAGCCUGGCUGGCAGCGCUCGGCUUCUCGCUGCCCUGGGAGCUGCUUCGGGCGCCCCGGGAGCCCCCUGCUCCGCAGAGCUUCCACCGCUGCCUUUACCGGACCUCCCCAGAUCCCGCGCAGCUGGGCGCCAUCUACAGCGUGGGGUUGGUGGUGGCCUGCUACCUGCUGCCCUUCCUGCUGAUGUGCUUCUGCCGCUACCACAUCUGCAAGACCGUGCGCCUGUCGGACGUGCGCGUGCGGCCGAUGACCACCUACGCGCGCGUGCUGCGCUUCUUCAGCGAGGUGCGCACGGCCACCACCGUACUCAUCAUGAUUAUCUUCGUCAUCUGCUGCUGGGGCCCCUACUGCUUCCUGGUGCUUCUGGCUGCGACUCGGCAGGGUCAGGCCACUCAGGCCCCCUCCUUGCUCAAUGUGGCCGCUGUCUGGCUGACGUGGGCCAAUGGGGCUAUCAACCCUGUCAUCUAUGCCAUCCGCAACCCCAACAUUUCCAUGCUCCUAGGGCGCAAUCGUGAGGAGGGUUACAGGACUAGGAACAUGGAUGCUUUUUUGCCCAGCCAAGGCCUAGGUUUGCAGGCCAGAAGCCUCAAUCACCUUCGAAAUGGCUGUACCAGCAGGCUGGGGGCUUGUAGCAGGAUGCCUUCUUCCAAUCCGGCUAGCGGGGCAGGAGGGGAAGUGGUCAUGUGGGCUCGCAAAAACCCAGUUGUACUUUUCUUCCGAGAGGGACCACCAGAUCCAGUUAUGGCCGUCGGCAAACAGCAUAAAUCUGAAGCCGGGGACAGUAGCCACUAGGAAGGGUUGAGGUGGACAGCUUGGAAUAACAGCAGAUUUCCACCCCUCUCAUUUAGUGAUGCGGGGAUCGGGGCGAAUUGUGAAUUUCAUAAAGUCAAACACUUAAAACUAAAAAGACAGGAAUGAGAGGGUUACCACUUCAUUCCUGAACAUAAAAGUCGCAAAAGGCCAUCCCCUUUCUUCAAAAGUGCCAAAAGGAAUGUGAAAUGCAAAAUUUAAAACAAUCUUAAACCACACAACCAAGUGUUGUGAGGUGUAAGUGCAAAAAAAGCGACAAAAAUAAAAUUUACAGUUACUGAAAAGCUCAUGUUAUAGAAAUUACACUGUGAAACAGAUGCCAUUGAACUCAAAGAUUUAUUCAAAUACUAUUUUUUUUGGAAUGCACAAAGACCCUCGGGCCUGUUUGAAGGCCCCUGUACUUCACCAGCAUUCAACGAAACCAGAUUCUAGAGUCUGCCUGUGUGACCUGCUUUGGGUGCUUAGAGCUGAGAGCUGAAACAGCAUUACACCGAUUGGUGCCCUCCCCUGGAAUUUUUGUGUGAAAUUCUAAAUUUAGAGUCAACUUUGAACCACUUCCAGAUUUUUGAAAAGGUCGUUUAUUACUAGAUAUAAUUCAGUGGUCCAAAGGGCACAUGAACAUAAUAUGAUUGUUUAAGCAGAAGUCCAAUAUUAUACAUAAAAACUGAUGUUCCUCCUAAGCCCGUUUUAGCCCCCAAAUUAGCUAUCUUGGGAACCCAGGCUCUGGCCUUGCUCUAAACUGCUGCUUCUGUUUGAUAGCUUGUGUGGAUGCCACGCCAAGUGCUUUCAUUAAUAAUAAUAAUAAUAACAACAACAACUUUCAUACUGGAAAAAUCUUUGUCAACUGGGAUAACUGUGUUUGUGUUUUUGUUUAUUUUGUUUUUUGAUAGAUUCCAAAAUGUAAUUUGAAGUCAAAUUGCUUGAAUCGGGUGAGUGCUGCUCAAUAUGAAUGUGCACAUAUAUGUAUUGUAUGUACGUCUUUUACACACAGUAUUGGCUGUCCUGCCCACCCUUUAAUUGCCAAAUGUGAUUUCCAAAGAGGAAUUCUAAAAGUAAUAUGGAAAGUAUAGCCACAUCCUUGGAAUAGUCAUAGAAUGUCCUACAAGGACAUGCUUUCUACUAGAAGUUUGGAUAUUUUUUAGUAGUAAAUAUUUUAGCCAUCAUUAGAAAGAUAAUUGGUAUGGGGUUGCAAGAUAAGAUAUAAAUCCAUAAGCACAGGUUGGAGAGAUACCUCAAUCAAACUGAAAUACUUUCGGAAACUUGCAAAAAACAAUUUUUUACAAUAAUCUAGAAGCACAAUCUAUGCUUUGUAUAUGCAAAAUUUCUCACACUGAACGUCACUUUGAUUUUUCCUUCCCUCCUACUUCUCUUUAAUUCAGCAUUCCACAACCUUAGCUGAAUAAUCAUUUUUAAAAGUAUGAAAAUGCAUACUAUGUGACGAUUUUAUUGUGAACUAGCCAGCAUUAUCUUUCUUGUAAAGUGUUUAAGAUGUUUGUUAGUACAUAAGCCUGUAUGCCAGACGAGUGUACAACAUUACUUUGUAAUCAAAGAUAGAAAUACAUGAUCUCUGUCUUGAUGAUCAAAGACUGUUUUAAUUUUUCUUAUUCUCCAGAUAUCACCACAGUCAGAACUUUGUAGAUUAUCUGGGUAUGUUAUUGCUAUGUCGGUGUGGCACGAAGGCAGUGAGGAAAAUCCUCCCUUCUAAAGCCUGUUGUCAAAGGUUAUAGGCUUAAUGCAGCCAAAAGAACACUUAGUGGAUACCUGAUACCUUUGCCUGCCAAAGGGGGGGGGGAUUGGUUUUGGGUCAUGUGAGAAAAUGGAAGUCACUGAUCUACGGGUUUGAGGAGAAGUGAUGGUCUUGACAUCAUGAAACUGACAGCCCAGGAAUUCUGUAUUGCUGUAUGUCAUGAAAAGAGUAUGUGAUUAGGUGGAGGAGGCAAACAUGUUACAUGGUGGGUGUCACCUACGGGGAACUGAAGGAAGGAAUCACACAAUAGACGUGAUAUAGCAUUAGCUUGCCUGAUGAGUGCAGGGGGUGAAAUCUAAGAUUGGAAGUGACAGGGUGUUGGGCUUGGAGGAAGAGAGGGGAUUCCUCUCUACAUUGUCACUGAAAGUUAAAGUCAUGAAAGAGACGAUUCUAGAAGCCUUUCUGGUAGUCAUUCUCAGAGUCAUAGUUAGCAACGAAAGAGGGAAAACAAAAGUUCAAAUUUAAGUAGGUAAAUAGUGUGUGCUUCUGUGUUUGUGUGUGUGUGUGUGUGUGUGUGUGUGUGUGUGUGCACGCGCGUGCAUACCUUUCAUCUGCAGCUGUAAGACUAUUCAAUGGUAAAAGUAUAAUUUGCCCUGCAAUUUGUUUAGCUUCAUAUCCCUUAUUCCCUUAUCUGUCUAAUGGCAGGGAAAACAAGGAUGAGAUGUUCUGGUACCAUGAUCCUCCUCCUCCCAUCACCAUGGACCACUUUACCUUUGCUUUACCUAAGGGCAGUUUUCUUGGUGCUGAAGCAACUAACAGAAAUCACAGAGCCUUCCUGCAGAAGGCUUUCCACCUUCCAAAGGGCUGUGUGCUUUCUAAGAACUGUCCUUACUGAGUAGACGAAUUAGUUUUCCCUACCACCAGCAGUGUAAAAUGGUUUCUCCCCACAUCCUUGCCAGCAUCUAUUGUCACUUCUCUUUUAAUUGAAAAUAAAUUUUUCAU
Myodes glareolus (Bank vole) is the source of this 6502-nucleotide messenger RNA. RefSeq names its product G protein-coupled receptor 135 (gene Gpr135). Lineage: Eukaryota; Metazoa; Chordata; Mammalia; Rodentia; Cricetidae. The record is from RefSeq and is a predicted model, not a curated record. Gene Ontology annotation, biological process: G protein-coupled receptor signaling pathway. Gene Ontology annotation, cellular component: membrane. Gene Ontology annotation, molecular function: G protein-coupled receptor activity.